AUGCAGCUGUAUCACUUCACAGCCAUCGUCAUUGCUGGCCUCGGCUUCUUCACUGACGCCUACGACCUCUUCGCCAUAUCCGGAGUGGCUCCUCUGCUAGGCCGCAUCUACUACUACAGCCCUGGCAGUGACACGCCUGGGCGCAUGCCUGCUGGGGUCAACUCAGUCGUAACCGGCAUCGCCCUGAUCGGAGCCUUCUUUGGCAUGCUCUUUUUCGGUCGUCUGGGUGACAGGUGGGGGCGCAAGCGGGUGUACGGCAUAACGCUCAUCAUCAUGAUGCUAGCAGCAGUGGGACAGUCUCUCUCCUUCGGCUCCUCCCCCACGGCUGUCAUCUCCACUCUCUGCUUCUUCCGCUUCUGGCUGGGGUUCGGUGUGGGGGGGGACUAUCCGUUAUCGGCUGUUAUCAUGUCCGAAUAUGCCAACACCAAGACUCGAGGAGGCUUCAUUGCAGCUGUCUUUGCCAUGCAGGGCAUGGGCAUACUAGCAGCAGCGCUUUUCACAAUGGCCAUCGGGGCUCUCUUCAACGCAGCCUUCCCCUCGCCGCCCUUCGACGAGGGCGCUAUUGCCUCCGUGCCCCCCCAAGCCGACUACGCGUGGCGCGUGGUGCUGGCAGCGGGGGCGGUGCCGGCAGCACUCACCUUCUACUUCCGCAUGACCAUGCCGGAGACCCCGAGGUUUACCGCGCUCGUGCAGCGGAAUGCCAAGCAGGCUGCACGGGACAUGGGGCAGGUGCUCCACUCUGCGUUCGAGGAGGCCGAUGUGGAGAUUGAAUUGGCCACCGCCCCUGUGCGAACAUACAGCCUGCUCUCCCGCGAGUUCCUGCACCACCACGGCGUGCACCUGCUCGCCACGGCCGCGUGCUGGUUCCUGGUGGACACAGCCUACUACUCGCAGAACCUGUUCAAUCGCGACCUGUUCACGGCCAUUGGAUGGGUCGCACCGCCGUACAGCAUGAACGCCCUGCAGGAGAUGUACGAGCUGUCCAAGGCCACGGCGCUCAUGACGCUCUGUGCCACGCUCCCCGGCUACUGGGUGACAGUGUUCACAGUCGACAAGCUCGGCCGAGUCUUCGUGCAGCUACAAGGGUUCUUCUUCAUGACCAUAUUCAUGGGCCUCUUUGCUGGCUUCUACCCCAAGCUCCACGGCGACCCCUGCACCCUCCCCUGCACGCCCACUGCCACCACACCCUGCCCUGAUCCUCCGAUAGAGGACCCUAGUCAUACGACGUGCGGGGGUAAUCCGAUUGCGCUGCUGUGUCUCUACGCUCUGACUUUCUUCUUUGCGAAUUUCGGGCCGAACAGCACGACGUUUAUCCUGCCCGCGGAGCUUUUUCCUGCCCGGUUCCGGUCGACGUGCCAUGGGAUUAGCUCGGCUGCAGGGAAGCUGGGUGCGAUCGUGGGCUCGUUUGGGUUUGUGUACGCGUCGCAGGAGACUCCCUUACAAGAGACUGCUUCGGUCGGGACUGUUUCGAAUACGGGGUAUCCGCCUGGGAUCGGCGUGCAGAAUACGAUGUUUAUUCUCAUGGCGUGUGCGGGCGUGGGGUUUCUGUGCACGUUCCUGCUGCCGGAAACGAAAGGGAGAUCGCUUGAGGAUAUUUCUGGGGAGAUGGUGGAGAGUGAUGAGGAGGACGACGAGGAGGAGGAUGGGGAGGAUGUGGGGGAUGGGGAGGAGGGGGAGGAGAGGAAUGAGUACCGGUACCAAGAGCAGGAGAUUGGGUUGGAAGGGGUGAUGAUGGGCCACAGAUGGGAUGAGGAGGAAGAGGAAGAUGAGGAGGACGAGGAGGAAGAGGAAGAUAGGGAGGAUGGGGAGGAGGAGCUAACACUAGAACAGAUGGGACUGGGGAGUCUUGUGAUGGAUCAGGGGGGGAGAGAGGAGGAGCACAUGCCAGUGGGAGGGGUGUGUAUGGGUGGGUUGAGCUUACCAUGUGGGAGUGUGCAUCCAUACGGAGACCCUCCGCCGCACAUCCCGCUGGUGCAUGUGAACGAACGAAACAUGCUGGAGUGGCAUUUCCUCCUAGAGGGUCCCCCCGACACGCCGUACGAGGGCGGGUGGUACGUUGCGAAGCUGCGCUUCCCCCAUGACUACCCCUUCCGCCCGCCCGCCAUCCUCAUGCUCUCGCCCUCCGGCCGCUUCAAGACCAACACUCGCCUCUGCCUCUCCAUCUCUGAUUUCCACCCGGAGAGCUGGAAUCCCAUGUGGUCAGUUGCGACAGUGGUGAUAGGGCUGUUAUCCUUUAUGGUGGAAAACACUCAGACCACAGGAUCUCUCGAAACCACUGACGAUGACAAGCGGGCGUUUGCACGUGAAUCAGUGUCGUUCAUCCUGGCCUCCCCCCAGCUCAGCGCCAUGUUCCCAGAGCUGCCGCAGCUGGUGCAGGCGCAGAGAGAAAAGGGGGAGAAUGGGGAUAAGGGGGAGAAGGGGGAGAAGGGGGGGGCGAAAGGGAAGGAGGGGGAGAAAGGGGAGGAGGGGGAGGGUGAAGAGGAGGGGGAGAAGCGGGGGCAGGAAGAGGGCGAGCAGGGAAAAGGGCAACGAGGGGAGGCAGGCAGCGGAAGCGAAGGGCAAGAGGAGAAGCGAGAGGGAGAAGAGAGAGGAGAGGAGGGUAGUGGAGCAGCAGCAGCAGCAGCAGCAGCAGCAAAUUCCUCGAGAGCCUCCUCCAUUGGUUCAUCCCCAGGCCUAAGCCCUGCCUCCUCCUCUUUCCUGCAUUGCCUGCUCUCUGCUGAAAGCAGGCUGCUGGGAAGACAAGGGGAGCAGAUGCUGCCAGGAGGAGUCCGUGAGGCGGUGGGGUGUGAACCAGAUGCUGCAGGGGGAUCCCGUGAGGAUGAUGGUGCUGCUGCUGCUGCUGCUGCUGCUGCUGCUGCUGCUGCUGCUGCUGCUGCUGCUGCUGCUGCUGCUGCUGCUGGUGGGGAUGGUGGUGGUGGUGAGGGUAGUAGUGGCAGUGGCGGAGGUGGUGGUGGUGGGAGGAGAGUGGUGGAGGGAGGGGAUCCCGAGGGAGCUUUGGAGGAGCUUGAAGGGAUGUUGAGAGAAGGGGGGGAUGGAGAGGCGGGAGGAGAGGAGGUUGACGCGCAAGGGAGUGAUUUGCACAAGUGGAAAGGCCGGCUACUCAUGUGCAAGGUGCGAUGCAGUGGAGUGCUGUGGAGGCUGGUACGUGAGGAGGAGGGCAAUGCUGGGCCGUGGGUGGUAGGUGCUUUGUCCUGGCUGCGACCCCAAGUCACGGUGGAAGAGGUCGAAUCGUUCCGGGUGCGAGUGGAGGGGGCAGGCCGUCGCAGAGCCAGGGGCGCGGAGCAGUACAAGAAGCGGUCCAUGGAAGCAGCAGUGCGCGCAUUCUCCACUGCCAAGUCCUUUGUGCUCUCCUGCGCCGCCCUCCAUUUCAACCUCGCCGCCGCGCUCGCUGCCCUCGCCCGGCACGAGGAGGCAGUAGCAGCGUGUGACGAGGCACUUGCGCUGAUUGCAACGCACAGCAAGGCAAGGAAGAGGCGUGCUGACAGCCUGGCAGCACUGGGCAGGCAUGCAGAGGCGGCAACAGAGUACAUGCUGCUGCUGCAGCUGCAGCCAGGGGAGAGAAAGUGGGAGCAGAUGGCAGAAGAGCAGAGGAGCAAGGCUCAGAGUACUGCUGGAGGCAGCAGCAACAGCAACAGCAGCAGCAGCUAG
Messenger RNA from Closterium sp. Naga37s-1, 3648 nucleotides. The record is from the annotation of a GenBank genome assembly. Lineage: Eukaryota; Viridiplantae; Streptophyta; Zygnematophyceae; Desmidiales; Closteriaceae.